Cheilinus undulatus (humphead wrasse) is the source of this 1058-nucleotide messenger RNA. Its product is annotated as lithostathine-like. The transcript has 5 exons. Bases 1 to 669 code for a protein of 222 amino acids. The record is from RefSeq and is a predicted model, not a curated record. Lineage: Eukaryota; Metazoa; Chordata; Actinopteri; Labriformes; Labridae. Gene Ontology annotation, molecular function: signaling receptor activity.
AUGGAGGUGGAGCAGGUAAACAGCUCUAUAAAGAGAUGCACUCUGAAGGCUCGAGUCCACAUUUUCCUGCCAACCCUCCUGUCAGACUUUGAAGCCGUCAACAAGUCAUCAACUACUGGCGUCAUGGCACACUUCAUCCAUCUAGAACUGCUGCUGGGUAUGUUCUGUUUACUGACCCUCACACCCGUCCAUAAGGGGAGACAAAGUGAAGAGUCUGAGGAGAGCUCUGAGGCCCAACCAAGUUUUGGGUCCACAGAGGUCAUGAAAACCACGGUCCAGCAAAAAGGUGUCCACUUCUACAGUGACCACAAAAGCUGGAUUGAUGCCCGGAAGCACUGCCAAAAUAACAGUUCCUCACUGGUUAAAAUCCAUGAUCAGGCCACGCAGGAUGAAGUGAAACGUCUUCUGGAAGAAAACAUUGAAAACAUGGAGGAUGGGGCUUGGAUCGGUCUGGAGCGGUUCAUCUUUGGCUGCAACCCAGACUGGAUGUGGACUUCAGAUGGGUCAAAAGUUGGUGAAUUCAAACAGUGGCAUGACACCCAUCCUGUUGACAAAUAUAACAAUCACUGUGGAAAGAUCAUCAGCGUUAAAAAGCCAGAACAGAUUUUCACGUGGCUAGAUGCUAACUGCCAAGAUAAACUGCCCUUCAUCUGCCAAGAUCCCACAUAAAAAGCUGCAUGCUGCAGUGGAAACUACAAGGGCCAACCAACUGAUCCUUUCAAUAAUAUUCAACAAAUACUCAGCUUUGCUUUGUUUAUUACUGUCUUUUAUUUCUCAAGACUUCUUUUUCUCCUAAACCAAGUGUUGUAAGCAGUUAAUAUAAUGAAUGUUUAUUCAUCCUGUACAACAGGGGUGUCAGACUUAGUCACAGCAGGGGCCGGAUUCUGGAUUCAGGACUAACCUGAGGGCCUAACAGGGUCACCUUUUUAACCAGAAACCGUCAACCUUGCUUCACCGAUAAUGAAACAUGAAAAAGAAAAACUUAGCACUUAUAAUAAAUGAUUUGGACAUUUAAAAAGUUAAAAAGAUAAGUUUAAAGGCUCACAAUCUGAGAAAAG